Messenger RNA from Mus musculus (house mouse), 4930 nucleotides. It is a transcript of the gene Gfra1, whose product is annotated as glial cell line derived neurotrophic factor family receptor alpha 1. Bases 737 to 2143 code for a protein of 468 amino acids. NCBI's taxonomy places the organism in Eukaryota, Metazoa, Chordata, Mammalia, Rodentia, Muridae. The transcript is spliced from 11 exons. Gene Ontology annotation, molecular function: neurotrophin receptor activity; integrin binding; glial cell-derived neurotrophic factor receptor activity. Gene Ontology annotation, biological process: glial cell-derived neurotrophic factor receptor signaling pathway; neuron differentiation; cell surface receptor protein tyrosine kinase signaling pathway. The record is from RefSeq and is a predicted model, not a curated record. Gene Ontology annotation, cellular component: neuronal cell body; plasma membrane; multivesicular body.
AAAGAAAGAGCCCUUGUGCACUGAAGGGGGUGGGGGUGCGCAGUCUCCGCGACGGCGGCGGCGUAGCGCUGCGGGUCCUGAGCCUGCUUGCCUGUUGGCCUUGGGUCCCACCGCCAGCCAGCCUGUAAGUCUGCUGUGGCGGACGGAGGAACUGCGCUUCACAGAAGAGCCGGCCCUGCGCUGCCCGGAGGCAGGAGCAGAAGCAGCCUGAGGGGCCUUUAGCCAAAACCAAUCUGGGCAUGCUAUCCUCCCACCGCUUCCAAUAACCGCUGACAUCCCUACCGGGCAUCGAGCCGGGGCGGGGAGGUCUGCUCGGAAAUCGUCCUGGCCAACUCUGUCCUCCGAGCUGUAGCAGAUUGUGGCAUCGUUUUUUUACCUAGCACAGAGAAAGUGAGGCCGGAAAGAGAAAGAGGAGGCGGGGACACCCCAAAGAAUAAAUAAACAAACACUGGCUACUCGCUGCAGCUGGACACCGGUCAAUUGGGUUCAGGUUGGGUCGGAACUGAACCCCUAAAAGCGGGUCCGCCUCCCGCCCUCGCGCCCGCUCGGAGCUGAGUCCCUGGCGGCGGUGGGCGGCAGAGCAACGGGGAGUCUGCUCUCACCCUGGAUGGAGCUUAACUUUGAGUGGCCAGAGGAGCGCAGUCGCCCGGGGAUCUCUGCACGCUGAGCUCUCUCCGCGAGAUCCGGUGGCGGCUUUGGAUUUUGGGGGGGCGGGGACCAGCUGCGCGGCGGCACCAUGUUCCUAGCCACUCUGUACUUCGUGCUGCCACUCCUGGAUUUGCUGAUGUCGGCCGAGGUGAGUGGUGGGGACCGCCUGGACUGUGUGAAAGCCAGUGAUCAGUGCCUGAAGGAACAGAGCUGCAGCACCAAGUACCGCACACUGAGGCAGUGCGUGGCGGGCAAGGAAACCAACUUCAGCCUGACAUCCGGCCUCGAGGCCAAGGAUGAGUGCCGCAGCGCUAUGGAGGCCUUGAAGCAGAAGUCUCUCUACAACUGCCGCUGCAAGCGGGGCAUGAAGAAAGAGAAGAAUUGUCUGCGUAUCUACUGGAGCAUGUACCAGAGCCUGCAGGGAAAUGACCUACUGGAAGAUUCCCCAUAUGAGCCGGUUAACAGCAGGCUGUCAGAUAUAUUCCGGGCAGUCCCGUUCAUAUCAGAUGUUUUCCAGCAAGUGGAACACAUUUCCAAAGGGAACAACUGCCUCGAUGCAGCCAAGGCCUGCAACCUGGAUGACACCUGCAAGAAGUACAGGUCCGCCUACAUCACCCCCUGUACCACCAGCAUGUCCAAUGAAGUCUGCAACCGCCGCAAGUGCCACAAAGCCCUCAGGCAGUUCUUCGACAAAGUUCCAGCCAAGCACAGCUACGGGAUGCUCUUCUGCUCCUGCCGGGACGUCGCCUGCACCGAGAGGCGGCGACAGACUAUCGUCCCUGUGUGCUCCUAUGAAGAACGAGAGAGGCCCAACUGCCUGAAUCUGCAAGACUCCUGCAAGACAAAUUACAUCUGCAGAUCUCGCCUUGCAGAUUUUUUUACCAACUGCCAGCCAGAGUCAAGGUCUGUCAGCAACUGUCUUAAGGAGAACUACGCAGACUGCCUCCUGGCCUACUCGGGACUGAUUGGCACAGUCAUGACUCCUAACUACAUAGACUCCAGCAGCCUCAGUGUGGCGCCGUGGUGCGAUUGCAGCAACAGUGGCAAUGACCUGGAAGAUUGCCUGAAGUUUCUGAAUUUUUUUAAGGACAAUACGUGUCUCAAAAAUGCAAUUCAAGCCUUUGGCAAUGGCUCGGAUGUGACCAUGUGGCAGCCAGCCCCCCCAGUCCAGACCACCACUGCCACGACUACCACUGCCUUCCGGAUCAAGAACAAGCCUCUAGGGCCAGCAGGCUCUGAGAAUGAGAUUCCCACACACGUUUUACCACCGUGUGCUAAUUUGCAGGCACAGAAGCUGAAAUCCAAUGUAUCGGGCAGUACACAUCUCUGUCUUUCUGAUAAUGAUUACGGAAAGGAUGGUCUCGCUGGUGCCUCCAGCCACAUAACCACAAAAUCAAUGGCUGCUCCUCCCAGCUGCGGUCUGAGCUCACUGCCGGUGAUGGUGUUCACCGCUCUGGCUGCCCUGUUGUCUGUAUCAUUGGCAGAAACAUCGUAGCUGCAUCCAGUAUGAAAAGACAAAAGAAAACCAAGUAUUCUGUCCCCUGUCCUCUUGUAUAUCUGAAAAUCCAGUUUUAAAAGCUCGGUUGAGAAGCAGUUUCACCCAGCGGGAACUCCUUUGUUGUUUUUAAGAAAGCUUUUUGCCGCCCUCACAGGCUUCUGUUGAAGAACUGCUACAGGGCUAAUUCCAAACUCAGAAAACUCUGGGGCAUGGUGUGGCUUCAGGGGACUGUUUGUAACCUGGACUGUAAAGCAAGCUGAGCUUAUGUUUUUGAUGGUGAUGGUGGUGGUGAUGAUGAAGAUGAUAGUUUUAACAGCUUGAACCCUGUUCUCUCUACUGGCUAGGAGGAGGAGAUGCUAUUGAUAGAGAUUCUUCCGGAUCUUAUUUAAUAGCGUUGGAUUCUAAAGACAUGACUGCAGCCUAGUGUGGAUGGAUGACAAUUGGGGGUUGGCCUCAAGAGUGGACUUUGCAGACUCUAUCUUGUACUAACGUUCACCGUUCUAUGUAUGCUCUCCACAGAGUGUUUAUGUGAUCCCCAACAAAACAAAAAAGUCCCUGGUCACAUCCAGAUGUAGAAGCUACCAUUUAGCCCAGUAGAGGAGAGUGGGUGUGGUCCUUGCACAGCACCCGGGAUUGUUCACUGGUGCGCUCUCCUGAGCUUUGCUUGAGUGAGAAGCUGAAUGUAGCUGAAGAUCAACUCUUACCACUUCUUACACUUACGAGGUCACAUGUAGAACAAGCAUUACCAACUGUCAGCUCUCCAACUGUUAGCUUUCUACAUUUUGAAGGCAGCGAUACCGGUCCCAUGUUUUAAUGAUGGUUUAAUACACACAGCCCUUGCCCCUCAUCAGUAAUACUAGCUCCAGCAUCAACUUCAUGCAUAUGGCUCUCAUUAAAAGCAGGCCCCCAAGAAGCCCAGUGCUUUAGCAGAAAGCCACAUCACAUUUCUGUGGACAGGCAGGAUGAAAUAGAGCAGCCAGCCCAUGUCUCAUCUGUCUUGAGAUCAAGGCUGCCUAUAUGUAAGGAAUGGUUAGAUACUUGUAAAGGGUGCCACAGUAGACAGCGCUUCUGGCAGUUGAUAUAGCCCCAGUACAUGGGUUUUCAUGUUGUCUGGCAGAGACAGCUUGGAUUAGGACUGGCUGGGAUGGAGAUAUGCUGCCCUCUCUUUCACAGUUGAGUCCUGCCAGGGCACAUGGAAGUUUCUUUGCUUUUGACCACAACUUAGAACAGUUUGGAUUCAAGGUCACCAAGUAUCUCCUGUAUUUUGCUCUGUGUCCUUCAUGACAGACUGUCACACACAAAAGGAAUGGUAGGUUAUGGAUCUAGAGGGCCAGCACAGGGUCUGGGAAGGUGAACUGAAUGGCACAAGUACACAGAGCAGGAGGGGACGCUCGAGAAAAGACACACACACCAUCUCCUGGAGCCCUCCUCCUUGCCUGGGCAGACCCUUAGGCAUAUAUCUAAAGACUGCUUUACAUGGUCAGGCUCAGAAUUUGUUAAUGGUUGCGUACUGGCAACCAUGUUUCCUGCAAAGUGAAUAAGGGGGGGGGGGGAGAAUCUUCCUUCCCUUGAGCCCUAGAAGUAUGAUCUGGCCCCUCACCCUCCCACAGAGCAGGGAGCCCUGGUGCACGGUCUCCUGAUACCCGCUCUGCUCUCUGAGGUUUGCCUUUGGGAUAAUAAAUAACGAUUCACCUGGGAGGGACUCCUCUGGUGUCUGAAGUGCAUUUAUAUUGAAAUGUUUUUGAAUAACAAUGUAAAAUACUCAGUAGCAACCUCUUUUUCCCCUUCACAAUGUUUUUGAGGGGAAUGCAUCCAACAUCCAAGUGUACCUGAUCAGUGGGACGUUCCAUGAAGACUCAUACAUUGAAUAAACAUAUUCGAUGUGUCGGAACAGAAUGGCGGUCAUGAAUGGGAACAUAAUCUCUUACUGAUCAUAUUUUCGUUUUAAUUAAGAUAUAUACAUAUAUCUCCACUGCACUAAUUUCAUAAGGGUCUGAUUGGAUGUGAUCCGCCAUAGGAGGCUAUUGAUUACCUCUGCAGUAUAAUGCAGCUGUCAUUAGCUUCAGAGGGUCAGAGAGGAAACAGGAGCCCUGUGCUAACAAGGGGACUUCAGCAAGAACUCGUAGAUAGGCAACAUACAAAUUAAACUUUGAAGAGCACUGUCACCAGUAAAAAUUGCAUUUUCCUUUAGAGAUAAAAGCGACUGAGAGUUACCAAAUCCUCGAUUUGAAAACAAGUUGCUGAUGAAAUAAAAUAGUGAGAAGGACCCCAUUUAGGGACAUGUCAGAGAUGGCUACAAAACCAAGGCAAGCAUAUAGGUCUUCCAUUUGCUGUGGCCUCCUCGACAAAGCGCUUGCUUCAUCUCAAGACUAGAACAGGGAAACUUGGCCAUCUGUUAUGCACUCGACUUCCUCUUGGAGCGCCGCCCAUGAGCGGAAGUGAUUCCCUGCUUUCCCUGGUCAGAGACAGUUUUCGUCUGCUGAGGUUGGGUUCCUUACAGAAAGUCCUUUGCGAAGUUGAUUUUACUGACAGUUGCGUCCACACAGUGACUCGGAAUCCAGCCUACGUCGGGGAGAGACAAAGGUGAUGGAGCCACUUUGAGCAGAAGCACAUUCAUUCUGUUUGACCUUGAAUGUCCUUGAGAAGAUGGAGUUUGAGAGUCUUUUUAAGAGAGCACACGAGAGGACAAGUGCACAACACAGAGGGAAUUUGGAAUGCUGGCUGUUUAUAUUUCCACAUCUGAUUUUUUUCCAAACCUCAAAUAAAAAAAAUAUAGACAUUAAA